Messenger RNA from Gavialis gangeticus (Gharial), 2020 nucleotides. RefSeq names its product serpin family E member 2 (gene SERPINE2). The transcript is spliced from 9 exons. Gene Ontology annotation, biological process: negative regulation of plasminogen activation; negative regulation of endopeptidase activity. The record is from RefSeq and is a predicted model, not a curated record. Bases 59 to 1369 code for a protein of 436 amino acids. Gene Ontology annotation, molecular function: serine-type endopeptidase inhibitor activity. Lineage: Eukaryota; Metazoa; Chordata; Crocodylia; Gavialidae.
UAAUCUAGUAUUUAAUAGUACUUUUUGUUUUCUUUAGGUUAUUUCUGAUUUAGAAAUCAUGAACUGGCACUUCCUGCUCCUGUGUGCUGCUGUGACUCUAACAUCUGUAUGCUCCCAAUUUAAUUUUCCUCUUGAGGAACUUGGCUCUGACGUUGGAAUCCAAGUUUUCAAUCAAAUAGUCAAGGCAAGGCCUCAGGAGAACAUUGUGGUCUCUCCACAUGGGAUUGCAUCAGUCCUGGGGGUGCUUCAGCUGGGUGCUGAUGGCAAGACAAAGAAGCAGCUAACAACUGUGAUGAGAUACAGCCUAAAUGCAGUUGAAAGCAAGGAGGAGAGCCAGCGCCAUGUGACCAGCCAGCUCUCCCCAGACAUCCAGCAGCAAGUGCUUCCUGGACCACCAGUGGUCCACAGACUACUGUUUGAGAACCUUUGUUAUGGAGUUGGAAAAGCUUUAAAGAAGAUAAACAAGCUCAUAGUCUCAAAGAAGAAUAAAGACAUUGUGACAAUUGCUAAUGCAGUAUUUGCGAAGAGCGGCUUUAAAAUGGAAGUGCCUUUUGUUACAAGAAACAAAGAAGUGUUUCAGUGCAAUGUCAAGAGUGUGGACUUUGAGGACCCCAAUGUGGCAUGUGAUUCCAUUAACCAGUGGGUUAAAAAUGAAACAAGGGGUAUGAUUGAUAAGAUAUUAUCUCCAGAUGAUAUCGAUGCUGCUUUGACCAGACUUGUACUGGUAAAUGCAGUAUACUUUAAAGGUUUAUGGAAAUCACGUUUUCGACCUGAAAAUACAAGGAAACGGCCAUUUUAUGGAGCUGAUGGGAAGACUUACCAAGUACCUAUGCUAUCCCAGUUGUCUGUUUUCCGCUGUGGUACAACAAGUACCCCAAAUGACUUGUGGUACAACAUAAUUGAGUUGCCUUACCAUGGUGAAAUGAUCAGCAUGUUGAUCGCUGUGCCUUCAGAAAGUACUACCCCGCUGUCUUCUGUUAUUCCCCACAUCAGCACAAAAACGAUAGAGAGCUGGCGGACGAUCAUGGUACCAAAAAGAGUGCAGGUGACUUUGCCCAAGUUCACAGCAGAAGCAGAAACAGAUUUAAAGGAGCCUUUGAAGUCUCUUGGCAUCACAGAUAUGUUUGAGCAGGCGAAGGCCAAUUUUGGAAAAAUAACAAGAACAGAAAGUCUUCAUGUAUCUCAGAUUUUGCAAAAAACAAAAAUUGAAGUUAGUGAAGAUGGAACCAAAGCUGCUGCAGCAACAACUGCAAUUUUAAUAGCCAGGUCAUCCCCUCCUUGGUUUAUAGUAGACAGGCCAUUUGUAUUUUUCAUCCGGCAUAAUCCUACAGGUGCAGUCUUGUUUAUGGGACAAAUAAACAAACCUUGAAUGUGGAAAAGGCUUUCUUUUAAGAAGCAAAGUAAAGACUCAUUUGAUACAUCCUUGUCUUGUUAAAUAUUUUUGUACACUAUUCUUUGACUUCACACAUGAACUAGUUUUUAAGCGAUUGACUAGGUUUUGAAAAAGGGGUCAUCGUAGUUCUGGUUUUGUGGAAAUAUACCGCUUGAAAACUACAAUGCCUUUUCAAAAUGUCUAAAAGAUUCUUUAAACUACUGAAUGGUUACCUAUGCUAACAAACUGUUGGAGCUUUUUCUUUUUUCUCUGAAUUUUAUGUAUGGCUUUUGUGAGAGGGUUUGAACAAGAGUGUGACAAAAAACAAUGUCUGUUUAAUAAUAGUGAUUUAUUUUUUCUGUGGAAAAUGUUUGGUAUGUAGAUGCCCUUUCAAUACUACUUUUGUUCUUGAGUGGCUUGGAAAUUGGGCAUCUUUUUGGUAGAAAUCAAUGAAAAAUUCUAGUAGUGUUUGUUUUAUAUAAUGCAUGUAACAGAGUUUAAGAGGACUAAUGUCUUGAAAGUAACGCAUCGCAUUAAUGUCCUGUUUUACUGUAAACUUGUCAUUGCUAGUAUACACUUUCUAUUGGAUUCAAAUUUUAUAUUUGUUUUUGUACAAAGGAAAAAUAAACUGCAUUAUGAACAGUCAAA